GGAAUGCUUUUUUCGUUAUUCGAAUUUAACAAAACCGGGAAAAAAUGUCAGAUUCACAGUCCAAUCCAGAGGUUUUCAGUGUUCGGAUUGUCUCCAUCGACUAUUACAUGGCACCGCCAAUCCCAGGCGCGGAUAUCUGUUACAGCAGCUUCCAUGGUGGAAAAGUGAACGAGGUUCCUGUGAUAAGAGUCUAUGGUUCUACCCCUGCUGGCCAGAAGACUUGCUUGCACGUACAUCGAGCUUUACCUUAUAUGUACGUUCCGUGUUCAGAUAUACCACUUCAACCAGACCAAGAAGGUGAUGCAUACACCUAUAGGGUAGCUGCUUCUCUUGAGAAAGCCUUGAAGCUUAAAGGCGGUGCUGGUUCAAUGAGACAACAUGUACAUGGCUGCAGCUUUGUACGAGCAAAGAAAUUUUAUGGCUAUCAUUCUUCUGAGGAGUUAUUUGUAAAGAUAUAUCUAUAUUAUCCACAAGAUGUCUCCCGUGCAACUAAUCUUCUCUUGGCUGGUGCUGUUCUUGAUAAAAGUUUGCAGCCACAUGAAUCACAUAUUCCCUUUAUUCUUCAAUUUCUGGUUGAUUACAACUUGUAUGGCAUGGGUCAUUUACACCUAUCAAAGAUGAAGUUCCGCCAUCCCAUACCGGACUCUUCUCGUGAGAAAUUAAAUAUUGAUAGCCAGCACAGAAAGACAGGUUCAGGUGCUAAUGCAUGUUUAGAGUCAAAGUUGUGGAUAUCUUCCAUGAUCGCAUCUGAUUGGAUGUGGUCACCCCCUGGCGAAUUCGGUGCUUCGCAAAAUGAUAAGGCUUAUUGUCCUAAACGUCAAAGCAUCUGUGAGCUUGAAGGAGACACUUCUGUAGAUGAGAUUCUUAAUCAGCAGUUUAAAAUGUAUUCAUCUCUCUCACAAACAUGCUUAGAUGUCAACAUGGUUCAGUCACUUGUACCGAUAUGGGAGGAACAGCGGAAACGAACUGGGAUUCAUGAGGCUACUAUGCCUUCUAAUUCUGGACAACCGCUUCCGGAAGAUGUUAUGAAACUUCUCUCUGUUUGUCUUGACUUCAAGAAAAAACUUAUUGAAUUGUGCAGUGAAGCUGAAACCUCUCUAUUUUUUACUCCUUCUGAGAAGGAAUUGAGGGAAACAGACAUAAUAGGCUCGGCAUCACCCCCAGCUUCAUUAUGUAAAAAUGCCGAAUUGCAUGAGGAAGGGACUGACACAAGUCUAAAAUCGUUGACUAUUGAUGAAAUGCAAACAUCUGAAAUGAUUGGAACAAUGGACGUAAAGGCUGCAGAUAAGGAAGCACAAAAUCUUCUUAAGUGGCUUGCAACUUCUCAAGCUGCAGAGGAUAUAGACUCUGAUGAUGAACUUGUUUGUGAAACAAUCUUGAGUCCCUUGUUACCUGCAGCAACAAUUGAUAAGGUGCUGGAGAAAGCUAAUAUGGCUUAUGAGAGUGAGUCCCAGAAGGAGUGUCAGGAUAUUCUAGAUUCAAUUGAUGAUAUGCUUGAGUUGGAGUUACCAAAGGAAAAGCCUUCUUGUUCCUUUGAUCACAAUUGUCCUAUUGAGGCUUCAUCAAACAGUAUGAUACCCCAAUUUGAUGGUUCUAAUGAUGAUGAAUUCUCAAGUCCGUGUACUAGUUUGGCUGGAACCUCUUCUGCAGCAGAGAUAGAUAGUGAAUUCAAAAUGGCUUCUGAGUACCAUGUACUGCACAGUACUGACACAAGUACAGUUGGUAAAGAUAAAAGGACUAAAAAAUGGGGGUCUUUGCCUUUGUCCAUGACAGAUAAGUUUAAUAAUGAUGGAGAACAUGUUACUCUACAUGCGGCUCAUCCUUUAGAAAAUGAAACUGGAGAUUCAGCUCACUUAGAUUACUUCACCAGAAAUGAGGUUAGAAAUAGUGCUUGUAUUAUAAGAAAUGUGGGCAAAGGUGCUUCAGAUUCAAAAGAAGUACAUAGAUUGGUUAACUGCUCUUUGCGGGACCUGAUGAGGCGAAAGCGAUCCUAUCGAGUUGAUCAAGCUGAAUGCGAGUCUGGGACAACUAAAAAGCUUCUUUUAGACAGGCAUGGAGGACUAAAUACAUGCCUUUCGCAAAAACAAGUGGAUUUGAAAACAAUUCAAACCAAUGAAGAAGAAACAGAACUCCAGAAGAAUUGUGAUCUUAAAGUGGGCAAUCAUGAUAAUUUAGUGUGUGGCAAACUGCCCCUUCUAGCUGGCAGUGAUAGUUUUUUACAGGCUUGUAUGCCAAAAGAUGAAUGUUUUGGUCUACAUGAAAUGGAGGGUCUGGAAGCAAGUACAGUGUUGAGGAACUCCACAAAUGGAGUUUCUUCUUUAAUGCAUGGAGGACCAGGGCUCCAUAAGCCUGAAAAUUUAGAUUUUACUGAUUCCAUAUACCACUCUGUAGCUAGCAGUGGUAAAAACCUUAAGGUUGGUACAGCUGAUGCAAAACCUAUAGUUCCUGAUGUCUAUACUCCAAAUCCCUUUUUAGGUGCUCAGUUGAGAACUGAUGCUGAUCAUAAAGGCAGAGCUUCCGAUAGGUGUCAGCAAACUGAUUCUGCUGCUUCAAGUAGUGCACAGAGCUCAUCCAUUGAUGAUAAAGGGUCUGACAAACAUAAUUGUUUGGAUCAAAAUUCUUGUGGAAGCAUAUCUUUCGAGCAACAUGAUCCGAUGAAGCUUUAUGAGAAUGCUGUGGGCGAAAGUGCUGCAAGUGACAAGCUAGUAUUGCUAAGUGAAAAAGUUGAUAUUCAAAAACUUGGUGAAAAUUUGUUGCACAGUAUUGGCUCAGAACCCAUUGUUGAUGACCUGAAGGGUAAUCACAUGAAAUUAACUGAAACAACCACAGGCAAGAAAACCGCAUUGGCUAAUAAGAGUCUUGAGAGUAAUUCUCCCAUGCCAACAGUCUCUAAUACCCAUUUAGGUUUGGAUGAGGACAGCUGUGAUGAAAUGUCAGGGAAUGCUCUGGAUGUUUUUCGUCCCAUUUCUGCCAGGGAUUCCCAGAGAGAGAUGGAAACUUGGAACAAGCAUAUUACAAUUAAAACCCUUAGAUCUCAUGGGACAAAGGGUGUUGCCACUCUCUAUCAAAAUGAUGGCUCUCACCUAUACAUAUUAACACCUAAUAUUUUGCCACCUUCUGUGGGUACUGUUCAUAGAUGGCUAUUUUGUGAUGAAAGAGCUGGGCAUACUCCUGAUCAAAUGCCUCAAGAAACUGAUGCAGAGGACAAGGAUGUACCUAAAUGCCCUUCUGGACCUCCUCUUAGGCCUAAGUUGUAUCAGGAUGCUGGUACAGAAGAGAAGCCUCCAUGCACUAGCGAAGGACAAAAAGAAAGAGUAAAAGCAUGCCUAGAUGGUUCACAAGAUAUUUCUCAGAUAUCAGGGCCUGAUGAGAAAUCAAAUUUUACCCCUCUAAGUCAAAUUGGAUUUCGAGACCCUGCUAGUGUUGGCCGUGGACAGCAAUUGACAUUACUUAGUAUAGAGGUUCUUGCAGAAUCUAGAGGAGACCUUUUACCUCAUCCUCAGUUUGAUGGGAUCAACAUUGUAGCUCUUGGUUUUCAGAAUGAUAGUGAUUCUAUUGUUGAAGUUCUUGUUCUUUUGCAUAGUAAAUUUAUACCUUGUCAGAGAAGUUUUGAUGGUCUAUCAGGAUGCAAAGUAUUGGUCUUCACUGAUGAAAAGCACUUGUUAAAAGAAUUUAUAAAGAUUGUGUCUUCAUCUGACCCAGAUAUUUUGAUGGGUUGGGAUAUUCAAGGGAGUUCUCUUGGUUUUCUAGCUGAAAGGGCAUCACAUCUUGGUUUAGGUUUACUUAAUAGUUUGUCUCGCACUCCAUCUGAGUCUUGGAUUGCUUCUGAAGAUGCCAAAACUUCUGAAAAAGGUAUCUUGGAACUGGACAUCCCUGAUACCCCUAGUCUAGAUUGUUGCAUGAAAGAAAGUUCAAUAAUUGAGGAUGAAUGGGGACGAACACAUGCCAGUGGAGUUCAUGUAGGUGGAAGAAUUGUCCUUAACGUAUGGCGAUUGAUCCGUGGAGAAGUUAAGCUAAAUUUAUAUUCUGUUGAAGCUGUAGCUGAAGCUGUGUUGAGGCAGAAAAUUCCUUUAGUUCACCACAAGGUGCUGACAAAAUGGUUUUCCAGUGGUCCUGGACGAGCAAGAUAUCAGUGUAUCAAAUAUGUUAUAGAGAGAGCAAAGCUAAACCUUGAGAUACUAAACCAACUUGAUAUGGUGAAUCGAACAUCGGAACUUGCUCGUGUCUUUGGCAUAGACUUUUUUUCUGUUCUGUCUCGAGGCUCACAAUAUCGUGUUGAAUCCAUGUUUUUGAGGUUGGCCCAUACACAAAACUAUCUUGCUAUCUCACCUGGAAAUCAACAGGUUGCUUCUCAACCUGCCAUGGAGUGCCUGCCCUUAGUAAUGGAACCGGAGUCAGGAUUUUAUUCAGAUCCUGUUGUUGUACUUGACUUCCAGUCUUUAUAUCCAUCCAUGAUAAUUGCAUACAACCUUUGUUUUUGUACAUGUCUUGGAAAAGUUGUCGCAGCGAAGGCUAACACGCUUGGUGUUAGUUCGUUUUCACCAGAGCAACGUGUUCUGCAGGAUUUAAAAGAUCAAAUCUUGCUCACCCCAAAUGGUGUUAUGUUUGUACCUUCCAAGGUUCGAAGAGGUGUAAUGCCCCGCUUAUUGGAAGAAAUCUUAUCAACUAGAAUAAUGGUAAAACAAUCAAUGAAAAAGUUGGCUCCUUCAGAGCAAGUUCUUCAGCGGAUACUUAAUGCAAGGCAGCUUGCUUUGAAGCUCAUAUCAAAUGUAACAUAUGGUUACACUGCUGCUGGAUUUAGUGGCCGCAUGCCUUGUGCAGAACUUGCGGACAGUAUUGUUCAAUGUGGCCGUAGUACACUGGAAAAGGCUAUAUCAUUUGUAAAUCUACAUGAAAAGUGGAAUGCUAAAGUUAUUUAUGGAGAUACUGAUAGUAUGUUUGUCCUCCUGAAAGGACGCACCAUCAAAGAGUCCUUCCAAAUUGGGAGUGAGAUUGUUUCUGCUAUCACUGCUAUGAAUCCUAGUCCUGUCACCCUGAAGAUGGAGAAAGUUUAUCACCCCUGUUUCCUCCUAACUAAGAAGCGAUAUGUUGGCUACAGUUAUGAAAGGCCUGACCAAAGUGAACCAGUUUUUGAUGCUAAAGGUAUUGAGACAGUACGCAGGGACACAUGUGGUGCAGUUGCAAAGAUAAUGGAGCAGUCUUUGAGACUCUUUUUUGAGCAUCAGGAUUUAUUGGAGGUGAAGACUUAUUUGCAACGUCAGUGGAAGAGGAUUCUUUCGGGCAGAUUCUCCCUUAAAGAUUUUAUUUUUGCAAAGGAGGUUCGCUUGGGUACCUACAGCACAAGGAUCUCAUCACUUCCUCCUGCUGCAAUUGUGGCCACUAAGGCAAUGAGGGUAGAUCCUAGGGCAGAACCACGUUAUGCUGAGAGAAUACCUUAUGUUGUAAUCCAUGGAGAACCUGGAGCCCGCCUAGUUGAUAUGGUUGUGGAUCCUUUGGAAGUUUUGGCUAUUGAUUCCCCAUUUAGAACAAAUGAUUUAUAUUAUAUUAAUAAACAAAUAAUACCGGCUUUACAGAGGGUAUAUGGGCUUGUUGGUGCUGAUCUGAACCAGUGGUUUUCAGAGAUGCCCCGUCCCAUUAGGGAAGCUUCUGCUAAGCGUACUUUCACUCCAAAUAUCCAUCGAACCAGAAUUGAUUAUUACUAUCUCUCAAAACAUUGUGUACUGUGUGGUGGGUUGGUCCAGGCAUCGGCCCAUUUAUGUAAUCAGUGUUCUGAAAAUGAAGUAGCUGCUGCAACAGCAGUAAUUAGUAAGACUUCGAAGUUGGAGCAAGAGAUGCAACAUCUUGUUGCUAUAUGUCACCAUUGUGGAGGCGGGGAUAGGCUUCUUGAGGGUGGCGUAAAGUGCACGUCCAUUUCAUGCUCGGUGUUCUUUGAGAGGCGGAAAGUUCAGAAAGAACUACUAGCUGCCACCCAUGUUGCUGCAGGUAAAGGCUUCUAUCCAAGAUGCAUGAUGGAAUGGUUCUGAAAGCCUGUUUUCCUUGCUAGUAUAACUAGCAUAUGGUUAGAUUUUAU
Messenger RNA from Gastrolobium bilobum, 6070 nucleotides. RefSeq names its product DNA polymerase zeta catalytic subunit. The transcript has 24 exons. Gene Ontology annotation, molecular function: DNA-directed DNA polymerase activity; DNA binding; nucleotide binding. Gene Ontology annotation, biological process: double-strand break repair via homologous recombination; error-prone translesion synthesis. Lineage: Eukaryota; Viridiplantae; Streptophyta; Magnoliopsida; Fabales; Fabaceae. The record is from RefSeq and is a predicted model, not a curated record. Gene Ontology annotation, cellular component: nucleus; zeta DNA polymerase complex. The coding region runs from base 45 to 6023 and encodes 1992 amino acids.